AUGACAGUAACCGACGGGAGCACAUCAGCCUACCUCCUGUGGGCCAUCCUUGCAUGCCUCUUCCAAGGUUUCCUCCUCUACCAUCUCUGGAGCUACGAUGGCUUCAAGUGUCUUCGAUGGGAUGCCGGAAGGCAGCCGGGCGCGUUCAGGAGGGUAAUGACGUACUCCUACUUAGCGUGUAUCCCGCUCCUCGUGAUAUUCUCGGUGGGAUUAACGGUGGUCAAGUUCCAUGCAGGCGAAGUCGUCUAUCCCGAUGGCUCGAUCAUGCCAAAACCAGUCAUGCUUUGGGACGAUCACGACAGGGCAUGGGUCCUCCCUUUGUACUUCAUCCUGAGCAUUGCUUGGGCGCUAGAAAUUAUCACACAUCUCGAGGAGCUCGUUUUCUGGCUUUUCCUCCUUCAUCAAGGCCCCACCCAACGCGAUUGGUACGAAAGUUGGGAGUUCCGAACGUGGUACAUAGGGAGCACCAUCGCCAUCCUCGGCAUGCCAAUCACCGUACUCAUUACAAGGCGCCAGCUUUGGAAUUGUCUUGCAUAUAUAUUCCUCACAGGCUCCUCCGCCGGGAUUCUCACCACCAUCGCCUUCCUCUACGUGCUGUGGCAAUUUCCGGUUUUCCUCGCGCAUGUCAAGUCGGAAGGUGCCGAUCCGGAUGUGGUCGUCCGCCUCACGACGUUUUCUCAGCUCAACGUGAUUCGGGUUCUGUUCCGAUUUCUGUUUUCCGUCCCGCUUUUGGUUCUCGGCAUCGACGUGAUCUCGGGAAGGUUCUGUGUAGUUGACCACAAAUUCGCUACGGACUUCUGUCUGGAGGUGGCCGCUGUUGGGUGCUUCGCUUCCUCCACUAUCACUCUUCUCAUAUUCUUCCCGCGUUCCAUUACCCGCGAAUCUGGGUACAAACCUAAGGAACCAAGUCCGCUUCGCACGCCGACUACCACCGCGCAGCCUUUUGCGCCAUAUCCCUAUGCCCAUCAGCAGCCCAAUCUUCCAACAUUUGACUAUGUUGCUCCUGACCAUCACAUCUCAGCAAGUGCACCGGCCAACAUCAGCACUUUUACCUUUGCUCCUGGGCCGAUGCACAGACAAACUUUCGCCUACCCAACAUCACACAACGAACAAGACACUUGUGAACGCGGCGACUCCGUUCCGCUGAGUUGGCGAUUUCCUUCCUCGCGUAGCAGCCAAUGGCCCGCGGAGCUCGAUCAAUUCGCCGGCUUCUCCUUUCAUCAACAACAACGGCUAUCUGAAGAUAGCAUGAAAUUCCCUGCAGAGACUCCGUCACCAACAACGUGGAGACCUUACCCAACGCCUCAACGAAUUCAUGCGGGAUCCAUAGCAUCGCCCUCUCAUUCACGCCGCGGCUCUGGCGCUUACCCAGAUGUGCCGAACUAUGGCGAAAUUGGUCCACAUAGAACCAGUGUGGGGGGACGCAGCAGGCAUUCGUUGAGGGCACGCGCUAGUCGACCCUCAAUACGACCGCGUAAGAGCGCCGGGCAGGCCGUGAGCCACGAAGCAAACCACGAGGACACCCAUGGAGAUGAAGGGCUGGCCAGAGCGCCCAGUAGCGAAGCGGCCCCUACGGGCUCAACAAUGCACCCUUUUGCGCUCAACUUCACGUCCCCAAUCGAUUUCAUGCCUAAACCUCCGGAAGAACCUGGCGGAGACCGCGAUCAUGCUGCGGUGUGACCGAGGAUUAUUAAUCUCUUAUUUUUGUUGUAUGUUUGAGUAGUGAUGCUGCCUCUCGAUCAAGGACUAUAUUAUCACCAUCGCCGCGGUCUACGUCAAUCUCCAAUGUAUAUUCUGCCUCAAUCUCAUAACCCAGCCCCGCGCGCAGUCCCGUUGCUGGCGCUAAAUUACAGCGCUAUUCUCCGUCGUCUUCAUCGUCAUCCUCGCUGUCCAUAGAAUGGUCCGAGUCGCUAGAUUGCCCGAAAAACUCGUCUCCUCGGACGCCGCCUCCCCCUGCCUUGCGUUGUAAACUUUUGGACUUGUCACUACCGUUCGUUGUGACCUGACUCAGUUCGGGUUGCUCUGCAUCUGCCUCGUAUGCGGGGCGUCUGCUAUGCAAGCCACCCUUCCUUGCUCCCGUCGUGCCGCCGUUGUCCAGCUCAGGUUCUGCACUCAGCUCGCCGGCCUCCAUUCUCUCACGUAUCCAGGUCCGCACAUUUUCGCGCUCCAAAUCCGUCUUUGAUGAUUGAGCGGCAACUUGUUUGCUUUUGGCUUCAUGCAAAUCAUCUCCGUGCGACCGAAUCUCAGGAGGAAAGAGAGAGAUGUAUUUCUUCGUCUUAGGGUAAUGUAUCACGUAGUUCAAGUCAACCCUCAAGGAUUGCAGCCGAGAUUCUAUAUCUUGUCUAGCAUAUGGCACAGCGGUUUCCAGCUCUUUUUUUAUCUGCUUUAUCUUCCGGUCGACCUUUUUGCGGUCGAAGAAUUUCACUUUGUGAUACCGAAGUGCUAGUGUCCGCUCCUUGUUGGCAAGUUCCGCGCGUUGCAAAUCCGCCUGCAAUGUCCUGAGCCUCCUUUCCGCCUCCUGCCGCACAUCGGGCGCGAGAUCCUUCGCAAGCAACCUGGUCGUCUGCCUCAGUGCAGACUUAAUCUUCUGUACACCUGGUAACCCAGCCGUUUCGCCAUCUGAUGCGGCCCUCUUCGCCUUGCCAUGAUCUCUCUUCUUCGGGCCUGCUUUAUGCUGUCCACCGGCCGUACGCGGGGUCGAAGACUCCCCAGCCUUGUCCUCGGACUGCUUAGACCUUCGAGUGGAAGCCAUUUCCUGCAGACUUGAGGAAGACACAAGAAAGUUCAGCGAGUAUUCUGUGGGUUUUCCUGAUGUACCGGAAAAUCCGCAACUCGGAUGCCGGAAGAUGCGCUGCGCGGAGAG
Messenger RNA from Punctularia strigosozonata HHB-11173 SS5, 2863 nucleotides. RefSeq lists its product as uncharacterized. Bases 1 to 1680 code for a protein of 559 amino acids. The transcript has 16 exons. Lineage: Eukaryota; Fungi; Basidiomycota; Agaricomycetes; Corticiales; Punctulariaceae. The record is from RefSeq and is a predicted model, not a curated record.